This is a messenger RNA of Caenorhabditis elegans, 1829 nucleotides long. RefSeq names its product MADF domain-containing protein (gene madf-11). Gene Ontology annotation, biological process: regulation of DNA-templated transcription; DNA-templated transcription. Bases 60 to 1607 code for a protein of 515 amino acids. Gene Ontology annotation, cellular component: nucleus. The transcript has 9 exons. Gene Ontology annotation, molecular function: DNA binding. The record is from RefSeq and is marked reviewed. Lineage: Eukaryota; Metazoa; Nematoda; Chromadorea; Rhabditida; Rhabditidae.
AGAAACUUGCGAGAAUUUGAGAAGAAAAUAAAUUUCAGAAUUAUUAUUAAAAAUUUCCAAUGAGCGACCGACGGCGGCACGGAACAGAGGAUUAUCAAAUCGCCGGUCUCAAGCAUUCAAUGACAAGUGUCGCCUCAAGCUCCCACGGUGGUGCUGGAGACCUCCAACAACAAUUUUCCAGGGAAGAUCCACCCGUAAAAACUACGCAAUACACACUUCUUCAACUAAUCAAUAUGGUUCGAGAAAAUCCGAUUCUCUACGAUGAGGAGAUGCAAGCCGCCACGCCGGAUGCUCAGUUGAAGGUUCAGAAACGAGAAGCAUGGGAUCGGAUACGUGCUGAUAUAGUUUGGCAGGACAUCACUCUUGUUCAGGAAGUCUGGUCGGAUCUUCUCGAUCAAUAUGCUAGAAAAUCGAUUGAUAUGUCCGAUGGACUAAUUGAGGCAAUGCGAUGGACAGAUUCAUUGAUUUUUAAGAAGAAAUACUCUCGACCUCCUUCACAGCUCACCGCAAUGUCCUCCGGACUGGAUAAGGAUUUCUAUAAUGACGUUCCGCUGGCAGAAGAUGUAUUAGAACCCGGACAAAGUCUCGGAAAUUCUGAAUCCAUGAAGUUCGAUUAUGUGGUUAUUCAGCCUCAUGUUAGGCCACAUCAACAAAUUCCCACAUCUUCAUAUUCCCGUCGAAAAUCACCACAAUCAAGAGAAACAGAGGCAAUUGUUCGAACUUAUCCAUUAUCGCCGAAGCGGAUAGUGCAACAGCAUCGUAUGCCACAGAAGAAUAAUCCAGACCAACAACAUCAAAUGAAUGAAGUCAAAAAGGAAGUUAAUCCGUUUGGACGACAAGGUGUAUUGGUGGAGGUGGAACCAUCACCCUCCUAUGCUCAAUCGAAUACGAAAAUUUACAAAAUGGUCUCCGCGCAUAGAAGUGCAACGCCGCAACCUGCAGUUACAGUGGCUUCAUCUAGAAGAUUGGUACAUAUGCCUCACCGAACAAACUCCCUGGUUUAUGAUUCGAUGCCAGAACUUAUAGAUUCUUCAAAUAUGCCAUCGGAACCACCAAAAAAGAAAAUACACUUGGAAGUGGGUCAUCGAAAUAGUGAAAUGGUCGGUGUAUCAACCUCAUCAAAUGCCCCGUGUCUACCCAAAGAAAUUCUAACCGAUGGAGUCCCAAUUGCCGACGAUGAGAUUAUUUUAGAAGCUGAUGGAGAGUGUAAAAUAGGUUCUGGAAUGCUUCUGGAAUCUCAACAAUCAAGUUCACAAAAUCAUGAAAUGGAUAUGCCAUCAACUUCAAUGGAUCAUUAUCAUCAUCAAGAUAUUGAUGAUGGGGGUGUUGGAGAUGAUAUUGAGCAGCAAGUGGUGGUUGGAGGACCUUCUGAUGAAAUGGCGAUACAAUAUGAUGAAGAUCUCGCAUUUCAACAACAUAUCAAUAGUGUCUUGAACAGGUUAUCUGAUGAUGAGAAAUCCGUGAUGAAAUUCAACAUGCAAAAAAUUAUACUCGACGCAAGAUUUGGCUUAGGCACAGCCCGAAAUAUGCUUAAACACGAUGAGAUGCUGGAGGUAGAGUCACACGUGGAAAUUGAUCCGAAUCACGAAGUUCCUGAAGAGAUUUAGACAUUAAUUUGACGUACAAUGCUUCUGUAAUAUUUAAUUUGUUUUUUUCUUUUUUUCUGAAAAAAAUCCAUCCUUCUCCCGAAAUCAAUCAUAUCAGUGAACAUAACGUAUUCUUUUUUCUCUUUUCUCCUUUUCUCUCAAAAAUAUUUAUUUUAUUUUUUUCGAAUAUUGUCAUUUGUCAUAAUUUUCAGAUGAAAUCAAUAACAUUUUUAAUUUUAACAG